Beta vulgaris subsp. vulgaris (sugar beet) is the source of this 2076-nucleotide messenger RNA. RefSeq names its product long chain base biosynthesis protein 2a. The coding region runs from base 295 to 1764 and encodes 489 amino acids. The record is from RefSeq and is a predicted model, not a curated record. Gene Ontology annotation, molecular function: pyridoxal phosphate binding; serine C-palmitoyltransferase activity. Gene Ontology annotation, cellular component: serine palmitoyltransferase complex. Lineage: Eukaryota; Viridiplantae; Streptophyta; Magnoliopsida; Caryophyllales; Amaranthaceae. The transcript is spliced from 12 exons. Gene Ontology annotation, biological process: ceramide biosynthetic process; sphingosine biosynthetic process.
AAAAUUGAAAAAGAAACACAAAAAGGGAAAACGAAAAAUCAAAAUGCGAAAGGAUUGGCUUUUCUCCUCCCUCUUCCUUUGUGUCAAGCAGCCAAGUUGACCAUCAUUCUCAUUUCUCUGCCACCCUCCUUCGUCCCGCCCACCUUCUCCCCUCAUUUUCUCUCUCCUCUUCAUACACCAUUGCAGAACAAAUUUUCCUUCUUCCAGAUCUUUAAUUUCUUCCAUUUUCACCUUCAUUUUUGAGAGAUCUCAUCAUUUAUAGAUCAAUACUCUCAAUUUUAUAAUAAUAAAAAGAUGAUUACGAUUCCAUAUUUGACUGCAUUAACCACCUACUUCAGCUAUGGAUUGUUGUUUGCGUUUGGUCAGUUGCGGGAUUUUUUUCGUAAAAUCUUCGAUUGGUGGACUUCAGGCAGUCUUCAGGGUUAUGCGCCGAUUUGCUUAGGUCUUGAAGAUUUUUAUAUUCGUCGUCUUUAUCUUCGGAUUCAGGACUGCUUUGAGCGGCCAAUCGCAAGUGCUCCUGAUGCCUGGUUUGAUAUGGUGGAGCGGUAUUCCAAUGAUCAUAACAAGACUUUAAAACGAACUGAUAAAGUUAAGCGUUGUCUUAACUUGGGCUCGUACAAUUACCUUGGAUUUGCUGCAGCAGAUGAGUAUUGCACACCUCGUGUGAUUGAAUCACUGAAGCUGUUUUCUGCCAGCACCUGUAGCCCUCGUGUCGAUGGAGGUACUACUAUACUGCACAGUGAACUAGAUGAGUGUGUUGCAAAAUUUGUUGGCAAGCCAGCCGCCUUAGUUUUUGGAAUGGGAUAUGUUACAAAUUCUGCUAUUAUUCCGGUCCUGGUUGGGAAGGGUGGGUUGAUUAUUAGUGAUUCUUUGAAUCACAGCUCCAUUGUCAAUGGCGCUCGUGGAUCAGGGGCUACCAUUAGAGUUUUCCAACAUAACACUCCAUCUCACUUGGAGAAAGUUCUGAGAGAACAAAUUGCUGAGGGUCAACCUAGGACACACAGACCAUGGAAGAAAAUCAUUGUUGUUGUUGAGGGUAUAUAUAGUAUGGAGGGGGAGCUUUGCAAUCUUCCUGAGAUUGUUGCAAUAUGCAAAAAAUACAAGGCGUAUGUGUACUUGGAUGAGGCGCACAGCAUUGGAGCUGUAGGGAAAAGUGGUAGAGGUGUCUGUGAGCUCUUAGGAGUUGAUACCGCUGAUGUCGAUAUCAUGAUGGGAACUUUCACAAAAUCAUUUGGAUCUUGUGGUGGUUAUAUUGCUGGCUCAAAGGAGCUUAUUCAAUAUCUCAAGUAUACAUGUCCUGCUCAUCUUUAUGGGACAUCAAUAUCACCACCAGCAGCACAACAAAUUAUGUCUGCUAUAAAGGUUCUUCUUGGAGAGGAUGGUUCGAGUAGAGGUGCUCAGAAGCUUGCCAGAAUACGCGAAAACAGUAACUUCUUCCGGUCGGAACUGCAGAAGAUGGGUUUUGAGGUCCUUGGAGAUAAUGACUCCCCAGUAAUGCCCAUAAUGCUCUACAAUCCAUCUAAAAUUCCUGCAUUUUCUAGGGAGUGCCUCAGGCAAAAUGUGGCUGUUGUUGUUGUUGGAUUUCCAGCAACACCUCUUUUGUUGGCAAGGGCGCGUAUAUGCAUAUCUGCUUCUCAUACGAGGGAAGACCUUGUUAGAGCUCUUGAGGUCAUCAGCAACGUUGGUGACUUGGUGGGCAUCAAGUACUUCCCUGCCGAGCCAAGGAAGGAGCAUCGAGAAAAUGGCAUGGUGAAGCUGGAUUAGGAUUUUCCAAUUUUGUGGUAGUGAAAAGAUGAGGAGAGGUUAGGUUGAAUGUUAGUGUGCAAAAUAUUAGUAGUAAUUAUUUUAGCGUCUCCAAAAGGGGAGGUAUCGUAUGUGCUGCAUGUUCUGAAAGUUGAGCUUUGAUUAUUUAUUCUUCUUUCUUCCCUUUUUGUCUGUAAUUUCAGUAUUACUGGGUUAGUCGUCUAGCCCGAAUGGGGCUCUUGUUUGGAGGCUUCUUCUGUAAAUAUCGACUGUUGUUUAUCUCAUAAUUACUGUUACGAUAAUUAUAAAAUUGUGCUUCCAUGAGAAAUGGUA